Molecule: messenger RNA, 1767 nt
Organism: Pygoscelis adeliae (Adelie penguin)
Lineage: Eukaryota; Metazoa; Chordata; Aves; Sphenisciformes; Spheniscidae
Gene: WDR64
Product: WD repeat domain 64
Exons: 14
Molecular function (GO): protein binding
Source: RefSeq, a predicted model, not a curated record
AUGUCUGAAAAGAAGCAUUGUGAUAAGGAGAGUUGCUCUGCUCUUGAAGUGCCAGAUUUCAAGAAUGCUUUGAAGCAGUUCCAGAAACUAGUUGAGAAAACGGUAACCCAGAAGACAAAGGAGAGAUUAGGCUUGUAUAUUGAAGAUGAUGAUGAGAUAGACUAUGAUAAGUUCUAUACAACCACACAGACACUCUUUGGUCCAGAAGUCAAGGAUCAUAAUGUUAAGGCCUUUUUCAGGAAGAUUAGCAACAACCUUGAUACAAGGGCAGAAUGGUGUGAGAUUUUUGGCUAUUUCAUAGGAGAAAGUGAUGCCCUGUCUUCCCAGCUGAAAGAAGAAAACAUGGUUUUCCUUGUAUCUGAAAAACAGCAGAUUACUCAUGCAGUUGUCAAGAGACAAGAUGUGAUUAAGGGUAUAGUGAAGGUGCCCCAUCUGGAUUUCACAGUAACAUCCUCUCAGAAAGGAGUGCUAACUAUUUUUAACAACCAGAUGACGGUUCUGGCAACCACCAGUGUUGAAGAUACUGCUUGGAUCACUGGAUGUGAUUUCCUACCUCGUCUGAAAUGUGUCGUGGCUGUAACUGAGAGGACAGUCAUCGUCUGGGACUAUAAAUCAAAAGGGAGUCAGAAUAAUUGCUUUACCAUCAAACCAAUGGAAAAUGGUCUGCUCUGUGUUUGCACGGUGACUAUGUCAGAUUACCUGGCUAAGGAUAAUAUCCUAAUGGGAGAUGAUAAGGGUUAUGUUCACCUACUUACUGUGACCAGUGAUCACUUUGGAUUUAAACAAUGUAAAGGCAAAAAAGAAUCACAACUUCAGGUCUUGGACUCCAAAACUUUUAACAUUGUUAAACGCAAGCUACAUGAUGACUGGGUUGUGAAAGUUAAGUAUAUUUCUGACCUAAAUUGUUUUGGAUCCUGCUCCUCAGACAGCAUUCAUUCAUUUGUUUUGGAUGACAUAAAGCGACUAGAGGACAACUUACCUGUAAAGGAAUUUUCUGUCCCCAGAGGUGUCAAUGCCUUCACAUACUGUGGAAAAGCAAAAGUCAUUGUCACUGGGGGUCAUGACAAACUGCUUCGUUUGUGGCAUCCCGCUAUUAAUAGUAGGCCUACAGGGAAGCUAUCAGGACACCGACAUAGUGUUAUGGAAAUUGUAACAAAUGAAAAAGAUCAACAUGUCAUCAGCCUUUCCUCUGCAAAGAUUUUUAGAGUGUGGGAUAUACAGACCCUUUCGCUGCUGCAGGUCUUCCAUGAUAAUCAAAGGAGUCCUGGAGAGAUGGAGACCUUUGCCAUGGUAUUUGACAAUGAUCGUGGCACGCUUAUCACUGGUUCAGCUGUCAUUGAUAUUUAUCCCCUAACUCAUAUGAUACAAGAUACGAGACAGGUGCCACAGACACAUGAGAAAAGCAUCAAUGUUCUGGUUUACAACAGGGCUUUUCACCAGAUUCUCACUAUCUGCUCUGAGUCAAUACUGAAGGUCUGGGACCUAGAAACAGGAUAUCAAAUAUAUCAGAUUGAAGAUGUGCAUGGGCUGAAUACUGAAGUGACCUGUGCAGACAUUGAAAUAAAUGGUUUUUAUCUUGCUACUGGGGCAUGUGAUGGAACAGUGAAAAUUUGGGAGUUUGAAAGUGGGCAGGAAGUUAAAGCCUUGCCUUUGGCCCAGAACAGCAAAGAUGAGUGUCGUCUGCUGAAGAUGGUUUAUCUGAAGGCUAAUGAGAGUCAACAUGCACUUCUUCUUUUGGAGCAGAGUGGGAAGAUGAAAAUAAUUCAG